AUGUCUGUUGCCCCUACCGGCCAUGCUCAAGCCGACGACUCCUCUAUCUCACGUCCUUCCUCUUCUCCCCACAUCAUAGCAGAGCCCCAGCCGUCACGCCAACCCGUUUAUCAGCAGAUGGAACCGGCUGCACAGGCGCGUCUGCCAACAUCACAUAACGUUAGUAGCGGGGCAGUGGUGGCUGGCUCUCACGCGACCACCACAGGCGACGCUUCGUCAAUCCUCCCGAGGCAAGGAAGUCGGAGUGGCGUGAAGGAGAAGAAGACUAGAAGUCUUGACUAUGUCUUGAGAAGUGGACUAGCGGGGGGCUUGGCUGGUUGCGCUGGAAAAACGGUAGUAGCGCCCCUUGACCGAGUAAAGAUUCUCUUUCAAGCGUCAAAUCCGCAGUUCGCCAAAUACACAGGAAGUUGGUUUGGACUCGUUUCUGCGGUCCGGGAUAUCAAACGUCAUGAGGGUGCAAAGGGCCUCUUCCGAGGCCAUUCAGCGACAUUACUUCGAAUCUUCCCCUAUGCCGCCAUUAAAUUCCUCGCCUACGAACAGAUCCGCGCCGCUGUUAUUCCGUCCCACGACAAGGAGACGCCAUUCCGCCGACUAAUUGCGGGGAGUAUGGCUGGCAUGACAUCGGUUUUCUUCACAUAUCCGCUCGAGUUGAUUCGUGUGCGGUUAGCGUUCGAAACCAAGAAGACAUCUCGCUCUUCGCUGUCCGGUGCCAUUCGGCAGAUCUACAGCGAGCGAGUUUCUGUACCCCAGGAUUUGUCGGCCGCAAAGGGACCGUCCUCAAUGGCUGCUGCUGCCGCGGAUACUGUAGCGUCCACGACCAGAAAGGUUGUUCCUAGUUCAGGGCUGGCGAACUUCUAUCGUGGAUUCACACCAACGCUCAUCGGAAUGUUUCCGUACGCGGGCGUUUCUUUCCUGACUCACGACACAGUCGGCGAUUGGCUCCGUCUGCCAGCAUUGGCUCCCUACACGACGAUACCGGGAUCGGAAUCCACCUCUCCGGGCCAUACGCACAGCGGAUCGUGGAGACCGCAGCUGACAGCUGCGGCCGAACUCUUCUCCGGAGCAGUUGCUGGUCUCGUCUCCCAAACCUCCUCGUACCCCCUUGAGGUGGUACGUCGGCGGAUGCAAGUCGGCGGUGUAGUCGGCGACGGACGUCGACUGGGAAUUGCCGAGACUGCUCGGACAAUCUUACGGGAGAGGGGACUCCGAGGGUUCUGGGUCGGAUUGGGGAUUGGCUACCUGAAGAUGAUACCCAUGACGGCUACUAGUUUCUUCGUGUACGAACGCGCGAAGUGGUCAUUGGGGAUCUAG
This is a messenger RNA of Aspergillus calidoustus, 1311 nucleotides long. The record is from the annotation of a GenBank genome assembly. NCBI's taxonomy places the organism in Eukaryota, Fungi, Ascomycota, Eurotiomycetes, Eurotiales, Aspergillaceae.